Prosopis cineraria is the source of this 1804-nucleotide messenger RNA. RefSeq names its product (R)-mandelonitrile lyase-like. The coding region runs from base 58 to 1671 and encodes 537 amino acids. NCBI's taxonomy places the organism in Eukaryota, Viridiplantae, Streptophyta, Magnoliopsida, Fabales, Fabaceae. The record is from RefSeq and is a predicted model, not a curated record. The transcript is spliced from 3 exons. Gene Ontology annotation, molecular function: oxidoreductase activity, acting on CH-OH group of donors; flavin adenine dinucleotide binding.
CAUCCUCCCUACUCGCUAACCAAUGCGUCAUCCUCUGCAGAAUCAAACCAGACAAGCAUGGAGAUUUCAAAAGAUCACCAGGCAUACAAGCUUCUGACAGUUCUUUUGUUCUCUUUCGCAAACCUGGCUUUGCCUUUUCCAUUUGAGUUUCAACAAGGUAGCAGACGAUGGCACACGACUUCAGAUGUUAGAGAGGUUGCAGGAAAGUACUAUGAUUACAUUGUUGUUGGGGGAGGCACUGCUGGCUGUCCAUUAGCCGCAACUUUGUCUGAGAAAUUCUCUGUGCUUCUGGUAGAGAGAGGUAGCUCACCGUAUGAGAAACCCCUAGUGGUUGAAAAGCGAUACUAUGGUUUCCCAUUACUGAACACAGACGAAUAUACGUCAGUAGCACAAAGCUUCACAUCCGAGGAUGGGAUUAGCAAUGUACGAGGAAGAGUACUUGGAGGAUCAUCAGCCAUAAAUGGGGGCAUCUACAGCAGAGCUAGUGAAGAAUACGUUAAUAAAUCUGGUUGGGACAAGAAACAAGUGAGAGAUGCCUACGAGUGGGUGGAAUCUAAGGUUGUCUUUCCACCUGUGUUUCUCUCUCCUUGGCAAUCAGUAGCAGAAUUCAGCCUUCUUGAAGCAGGGAUUUUACCAUAUAAUGGGUUUAGUUUGGAACACAUCAGAGGAACCAAGAUUUCUGGGAGUGUAUUUGAUGGAUUUGGAAAGAGACACACCUCAGCUGACCUUCUACAGGCUGCCAACCCAAAGACACUCACAGUUCUUCUAAAUGCAACAGUCAAAGGCAUAAUCUUUUAUCACAAUGGUAACAACAAUGAUACAAGAGCUCGUGGCAUAAGGUUCAUCCAGAGCAAUGGCAGCCUAGAAGAAACCCAUGAAGCCUACAUAAACAAACACAAGAACUCAAGUUCAUGGGGCGACAUAAUAUUAGCAGCAGGGGCAUUGGGUAGUCCUCAACUGCUGCUGCUAAGUGGGAUUGGACCAUAUCAGCAACUAAGAAAGUUCAACAUCUCACCGGUGCUUGAGUUACCAGGGGUAGGACAGGGAAUGCAGGACAACCCCUGCAUAGCAAUAUUAGUAGAUACUAAGCCAGGGAAAUGGCUGCCAGACCCGCCACUUGUAGCAGGCAUAGCAGAUGACAUGAAAAUCAUAGUUGAAGCAGCAAUACAGCCCCUAACUGCCAAUUCAACAAGGAUCAAUGUUGCUGCCAAACUAGCAUCCCCCUACUCAAAAGGGAAGCUUGAACUGAAGAACAAAGACCCAAGACUAAACCCUGUAGUGAAAUUCAACUAUCUAGCAAGCGAAAAGGAUAUGGAAGCGUGUGUGAAGAUGACCAAGUUACUGUAUAGAAUUGCAAGGACUAAGUCUAUUGCAGUUUUCUUCGGAACGGGAAGCCUGAAGAAAGUGACAUCUACUGAAUAUGAUCUGAGAAAUUUCUGCAGAAAAAAUGUAAGAACGUUCUAUCAUUAUCAUGGGGGUUGCAGGGUUGGAUCAGUCGUUGACAGGCACUACAGGGUUUAUGGCGUGAAGGCACUGAGAAUCAUAGACGGCUCAACAUUCUCGGAGUCUCCGGGCACAAACCCAAUGGCAACCCUGCUCAUGCUAGGUAGGUAUCAAGGAAAAAAGAUCCUCCAAGAAAGAGAAAAAGUUUCUGAUCUGAAAUCCAAAUAAAAACGUUCCUUUCUUGAUUCUGUGUAAAGCAGAUUAUGGAUCACAAUAAUUUAUCACUCAGGAUCCCAAUCGAAUAGACUGGACCUUGUGAAUUUAUCAACAAUGUUUGAAAUGAACGGUUUAUAAUUCUGUA